AUGCAGUCCAUCCUGCAUCAUCCUCAUCCUCGUUCCUUCGUCUUCACCCCUCCGGACUAUUCCCACUUGCUUUCUCCCAAAUCUUCGUCUUCGAUCCUUGAUAUUCUCCUUCCACCGCGUUUAACCUCCCACCUAAAGGGUAUUGCCGGCGUCAUGCCGCUCACCCCGCCCCCUCCUCCUCCACCAAAUACUCCGAAUGAUAAUUCGUUGUAUGGAAAAUUAAAGACAUAUUCAUCGCUUUGGUGCCGAACACCAACAGCCGGUGCAGUCACAGCUUUAACAACAACAUACCUCUACCCUUUCGCCCGCCUAACCCGCCUCGAAACACCAUUGGUCUACCCUCGCCCUUUCCCACUUCCUUUCUUCUCGGCGAUUUUUGCAUUCAGUUCGUAUAUGUCCUAUGCAGGAUACGGCCGCGAUAGCGCCGGUGUCUUGAGCGCUUGGAGUAUGGUAUACAUUCUGAUGAACGUCCGAGGCAAGAAUUCAAAGAACGGGACAAUGGCAGUUGGGAGACCCGGUGGUGGGAUGAGGGUUUUUGCGCUGGGUGUUAUGGGGUGGAAUGCGAUUGCUGGGACUGGAGUGUUUUUACUCGGAUGGGGACAUGGAAGAGGGGGUGGAGGAUGGAGGAUGGCGAUGCCAGAGGCAGAGGAGGCAACCGUAUAG
Molecule: messenger RNA, 663 nt
Organism: Orbilia oligospora ATCC 24927
Lineage: Eukaryota; Fungi; Ascomycota; Orbiliomycetes; Orbiliales; Orbiliaceae
Exons: 2
Coding region: 1-663 (220 amino acids)
Source: RefSeq, a predicted model, not a curated record